CAGCCUUCCGCCCCUCGGCAGGGCAGUGAGGCCUUCGGCCUUUGCGCUCCUCAGCGGGGCAGCAAGACUUAGCCACUUUGUGCACUUGGGUGGGAUAGGCAAAGCCAUCCACCCUCGCGGUCCUUAGCCGGAGCAACAACUGCUUUUGUGCUUUGUGCUUCUUGGCAGGGCAUUGAGGCCCUCACCCUCUCAGUUUCUGCAGGACCUGUGUGCUCUGAGAUGGCAGCCCCUACUGGGCCUCCCAGCCCUAUGCAGUCUCUUCGGGAAGAAGCAGUGUGCGCCAUCUGUCUGGAUUACUUUCAGGACCCUGUGUCCAUCGGCUGUGGGCACAACUUCUGCCGAGGAUGUGUGACCCAGCUGUGGGGCAAGGAAGAUGAACAGGACCGUGAACAGCCUGCUCCAGGGGACCAGGUCGUUAGAGAGGUUAUGUAUCAUAGGUACACAGAAGAGGAGGCGUUUCAGCGCCGAGCACCCGCUGGACACUGGGUUGGUAAUACCUAUAGAAGGCAUCACGGCAAUGCAGACCCUGUGUGGGAUGACGAGGAAGAAGGCUGGAACAACGUACAAGGAUUGGUACAUGACCUGAGAAUUAGGGUUUUUCCAGAAGAAGAAAGGGAGGAACACCACCACAACGGCCACCAGUACCAUCACCAUGGCCGCUACCGCCACCGUCGCAUCUUCAGCCGCGGGCCCCCACAUCCACCUGUGCGUCGGCAGCUCUAUCUAGAUGCCCGCUUACGUUCUCCACCUCGUCCUACACCGCAGGUCUUCAGCUGCCCACAGUGCCGAAGGACUUUUCCAAGUCGCAGUUUUCGCCCUAAUUUGCAGCUGGCCAACAUGGUCCAUAUAAUUCGCCAGAUUUGCGGUACUCCAUGAAAUUAGCAAAGCAUGUGCUCCCAAGUAUGAAGAAGCUCUGAUAUUCUUCUGUGAGGUAGAAAAAAGGUAGACUGUGUGUCUAGAUUCCAGGCACCACAAAUUGAUGAUAUAGUACCUACCAUUGGAUGAAUUACUUCAGGAAUACAAGGAGCAAAACAAAAACCCUCAGAAACCUGUAGUACUUUGUUCCAGUGCUGCCCCAGUUUUAGGGAGAUAUUAAGGAUUUGCAAAUGUCAUCUUUGGUUCAGUCUUAAAUCAGAAUUAGAAUUGGGUAUGUAUGUAAUUCAAAAGCAGAAUGCUUGUCUGCCUACCAUGCUGCACCCCUCCCCCAAUUUAUUUUGAAUUAAUGAUUAUCAAACUUCAGUUUUAGGAAACAGUAGUUCCUUCUUUGUUUGUGUUAGCUGAGAAUUUACUCAUGGGAAUGAGGAAAGCUGCUUUGCUUAGCUUCAGAAUUAGGCUUUCAAAACAGAAUGUUUUCAUGAGCUUGGUGUUUGACUACUUAAAGUAUUUUUGAGCUUGUUGUUAAUUGAUUUGGAUACAUACUUUAUAGAAGUCUCUGUCAGUAGUAUAGUAAUGCCAUACUCUAGAUUUUUGGCAAAAGUUGAAAUGUGGUCAAGAAAUGCUGUGCUAUAUCAGUGUCUAUGAAUUAUCUGUUGGAAAGGUUUUCUGUCGUCAUAAAUUAAGAAAAACAGUAUGCUUUAUUCCAGUUUGCUUUUGAAGAUCUGAAGACCUCUCAUUGCUUUUGUAAGAUCUAAAGUUUCUUGGUCCUUAAAGAGAACUGCAUUCAGCAUUUGGAUUGCAAUCCCAACAUUAGAGUACCAGUGAAAAAUUGAAACUGAAAAUAUGAAACUUUGAAAAAUUAAAACUUUCAACAGAAUUUUAACACUGGUGUUGACCCUGAAAUGCACUGGCCCUGGACUGGCUAUAGCAUAAUACUAACAUUUUCAUUGUGUAGUAGUUAAAACUUGCCAAGAACAGCGUAUGUAAGUAUAUGUGGGCAGAUUCAUAUAAAAAGUGCCUAAUUUUGUUGGCCCAGAACCAAAAGCAUGAAUAUUAUAUCUUUAAAUUUAAAAAUUCAAAUUAAUAUAUAAAAUAAUAGAUUUCAUUAUGACCGUUUCAUGCUUGUGUAUCAUUGUGCUUUGCUCAUAUUUGCUCCUCUGUUAUACUUAAUUAAGCUGGUUCAUCCUUUUCUCCAGCUAGUCUCUUAAUCAUAUCACAUGUCAUAUAUGAAAAAUUACUAAGCUUAAAUUUUAGGUGAGAAAGUAUAUUUAUUGUUCACUGUUACCCUUUCUUGCACCCCCGUCCUCCUCACUUUUAGAGCCUCUCUUUCCUGUAUAGCAUUCCUCUAUUAAUGUUAUUGCAAGGAAUUCAGAAUACACUAAGUGGUAUGUUAGACAUGUUAAAACCUACAUAGGGUAGCUUUGCCGGGAGAAAUGGGUUUCACCUUGGUUUCCAGCGCUUUUACUGAAGCGCUUCAAGAAGAGUUUGUGGAAUUUAAAUAAGUCUGAUUGUUUUGAUGAGAAACUUGUGUAUAAACUGCACACACAGAUAUGGCUUUUUUGCAUUUAUUUUUCAAAUUUCUCCUUACAUUUUUGUUUCUGUUCUUAUUUUUUCCUUGCUGUGUCUAACUAGAAGGAAACUGUAAAUGUCUUCUUAAAAGUGAUUUAUGUUUUAUUGCAUUUUAUACAGUACUCAGUAAAGAGAAAUUGUU
Peromyscus californicus insignis is the source of this 2587-nucleotide messenger RNA. Its product is annotated as E3 ubiquitin-protein ligase TRIM52-like. The record is from RefSeq and is a predicted model, not a curated record. Lineage: Eukaryota; Metazoa; Chordata; Mammalia; Rodentia; Cricetidae.